Gamsiella multidivaricata is the source of this 204-nucleotide messenger RNA. Its product is annotated as mitochondrial distribution/morphology family 35/apoptosis. Lineage: Eukaryota; Fungi; Mortierellomycota; Mortierellomycetes; Mortierellales; Mortierellaceae. The record is from RefSeq and is a predicted model, not a curated record. The transcript has 2 exons. The annotation marks the transcript as partial.
AUGUCGUCAAGCAUCGGAGAGAAAUGCACAAAGAUCAAGCAGGAGUACGACAGCUGCUUCAACACAUGGUACUCUGAGAAGUUCCUCAAGGGCGACGUAACACCCAUGUGCGAUGAACUCUUUUUCAAGUACAAGGAUUGCCUCUUGAAAACGCUGGAAGAAAAGAAACUGGAUACAUUGCUGGCUGACGCACGGAAGGAUAAC